Geosmithia morbida is the source of this 1041-nucleotide messenger RNA. Its product is annotated as cell cycle arrest protein BUB3. The transcript has 4 exons. Gene Ontology annotation, molecular function: ubiquitin binding. Gene Ontology annotation, cellular component: mitotic checkpoint complex; bub1-bub3 complex; kinetochore. Lineage: Eukaryota; Fungi; Ascomycota; Sordariomycetes; Hypocreales; Bionectriaceae. The record is from RefSeq and is a predicted model, not a curated record. Gene Ontology annotation, biological process: mitotic spindle assembly checkpoint signaling. The coding region runs from base 1 to 1041 and encodes 346 amino acids.
AUGGCGCCCACUACGCAAUAUGAGCUCUCACCGCCGCCUGGUGACGCCGUCUCAGCUCUGGCCUUCGCCCCGAGUGCGCCCACCAAGCUCCUAGUCUCGUCGUGGGACAAGAAGCUGUACAGUUACGAUGUCUCGAACCCCGAGUCCAGCCUUGUGCGCACAUACGAUCACAGAGCCCCUAUCCUGGAUGUGUGUUUCGGCGACCACGAUGGUGAAGCAUUCACCGCUGGCAUGGACUGGGUUGUCAACCGGAUCGAUCUCGAGACUGGUGAGAUGACAGCUCUUAGCAAGCACGCUGCGCCGGUACGCUGUGUCACCUACAGCCGAUCCCACGGAAUCCUAGUGUCGGCCUCGUGGGACUGCAGUCUCAACCUCCACAACCUACGCGACCCGUCGAACACGCCGAUCCGAGUCGCGCUGCCCGGCAAACCCCACGCGCUGGCCUCCAGCCCGACAAAGGUGGUGGUGGCCAUGACGGGCCGUGUUAUCAACAUCUACGACAUGGACACAAUCCGAAACCUAUUCUCCAAGGGCGGCACCGACCUGAAGCCGUGGCAGCAGCGCGAGUCGUCGCUGCGCUACCUCACCCGCGCUGUCGCCUGUAUGCCGACCGAUGCGGGGUACGCCACCAGCAGCAUCGAGGGCCGCGUCGCAGUCGAGUGGUUUGAAGACACUGCCGAGUCUCAGGCCCGCAAGUACGCCUUCAAGUGCCACCGUCAGGCGGCCCCGGACGGCGACGGCGACAUUGUCUACCCCGUCAACGCGCUCGUCUUCCAUCCCGUCCACGGCACUUUUGCCUCGGGCGGCGGCGACGGCACCGUCGCCCUGUGGGAUGCAGAGGCCAAGAGGAGGUUAAAGCAGUACCAGAAGUUCCCCAACAGCGUCGCCGCUCUCGCCUUCUCCGGUGACGGCAAGUACCUCGCCGUUGGGGUCUGUCCCGGCUUCGAGACCGGCCAGGAGGACUACUCUGGUGCCGGGCAGACGGCUGUUCUGAUCCGCGAACUUGGUGAGAACGAGGCAAAGGGAAAAGGUGCGAAAUAA